AUUGAGCGGAAACCGUGGCGGUAACGGCACCGUGGCAGUGAGUCGGUUCAUCCGACCGCUAUAAACAGAGCUCCUCUCCCCCUUCGUUUUCGUGUGAUUCCAACCCAAUCCAUCUCCUAAGAAAGCUUCAGCGUUUCCGCCUCGUAAGAUGCAGAUCUUUGUGAAGACCCUCACCGGGAAGACCAUAACCUUGGAGGUCGAAAGCUCUGACACCAUCGACAAUGUUAAGGCCAAGAUCCAGGACAAGGAAGGCAUCCCCCCGGACCAGCAAAGGCUCAUCUUUGCAGGCAAGCAGCUCGAGGACGGCCGCACGCUCGCCGACUACAACAUUCAGAAGGAGUCCACCCUCCACCUCGUCCUCCGGCUCCGCGGUGGCAUGCAGAUCUUCGUGAAGACUCUCACUGGGAAGACCAUUACCUUGGAGGUUGAGAGCUCGGACACAAUCGACAACGUCAAGGCCAAGAUCCAGGACAAGGAGGGCAUCCCGCCGGACCAGCAAAGGCUCAUCUUUGCAGGCAAACAGCUCGAAGACGGCCGCACUCUUGCCGAUUACAACAUCCAGAAGGAGUCCACGCUCCAUCUGGUGCUGAGGCUCAGGGGAGGGAUGCAGAUCUUUGUCAAAACUCUCACUGGGAAGACCAUAACAUUGGAGGUGGAGAGUUCAGACACCAUCGACAACGUCAAGGCCAAGAUUCAGGACAAGGAGGGCAUCCCGCCGGACCAGCAGAGGCUCAUCUUCGCCGGGAAGCAGCUCGAGGACGGCCGCACUCUUGCUGAUUACAACAUCCAGAAGGAGUCGACGCUCCAUCUGGUGCUGCGACUCAGGGGAGGGAUGCAGAUAUUUGUCAAAACUCUCACCGGGAAGACGAUCACACUGGAGGUGGAGAGCUCGGACACCAUCGACAACGUCAAGGCUAAGAUCCAGGACAAGGAGGGCAUCCCGCCGGACCAGCAGAGGCUCAUCUUCGCCGGGAAGCAGCUCGAGGAUGGCCGCACUCUUGCUGAUUACAACAUCCAAAAGGAGUCGACGCUCCAUCUGGUGCUGCGACUCAGGGGAGGGAUGCAGAUAUUUGUGAAAACUCUCACCGGGAAGACGAUCACACUGGAGGUGGAGAGCUCGGACACCAUCGACAACGUCAAGGCUAAGAUCCAGGACAAGGAGGGCAUCCCGCCGGAUCAGCAGAGGCUCAUCUUCGCCGGGAAGCAGCUGGAGGACGGCCGCACUCUUGCUGAUUACAACAUCCAGAAGGAGUCGACGCUCCAUCUGGUGCUGCGACUCAGGGGAGGGAUGCAGAUAUUUGUCAAAACUCUCACCGGGAAAACGAUCACACUGGAGGUGGAGAGCUCGGACACCAUCGACAACGUCAAGGCUAAGAUCCAGGACAAGGAGGGCAUCCCGCCGGAUCAGCAGAGGCUCAUCUUCGCCGGGAAGCAGCUCGAGGACGGGCGCACCCUGGCGGACUACAACAUACAGAAGGAACCACCCUCCACCUGGUGCUCCGCCUCCGCGGCGGCCAGUGAACUCACCACCUUCCCUGCUACCAUGGUUGUCGUCUUUAGUCGAGUCGAGUCGUGUCUGUGUUGCCGAAUGGUGGCGUGAGUCUCCAUGUGGUCGUGUUUGGGUGUGAUGCGAAGAGGCCUACGUGAUGGUUAAGUCAAUAUAUUUAUAGUUGGUAAUAAGCUUUAACGACUGUGUUUUAUUAUUCUCUUAUAUCAAAGUCCAUACAUAAAUCA
This is a messenger RNA of Musa acuminata AAA Group (dessert banana), 1734 nucleotides long. Its product is annotated as polyubiquitin. Gene Ontology annotation, biological process: modification-dependent protein catabolic process; protein ubiquitination. NCBI's taxonomy places the organism in Eukaryota, Viridiplantae, Streptophyta, Magnoliopsida, Zingiberales, Musaceae. Gene Ontology annotation, cellular component: nucleus; cytoplasm. The record is from RefSeq and is a predicted model, not a curated record. Gene Ontology annotation, molecular function: ubiquitin protein ligase binding; protein tag activity.